AUCUUAUCACGUAGAAAGGUAGUUUUAUGGAGAGAGAGUGGGAGUAUUAAGAUAACACGGACACAAUGGACCAUAUAACUCAUGUUACUGGUUAAUUAGUGACUAAACGUGUGGCAAUAUUACCCAGGGAAGCCAAUGUGGCCGAGUAAGAUGGCUUCGCCGCGAAGUUGUUCUUUUCUUUCUGUAACACCAGGUUCCUAUUUUGUGUGCCACAUCCUGAGUGUCCUGUUCCUGCUUGUCACCCAGCACGCAUUAGCAAAUCCUGUUUCGAUUUCUGGUACCAUAUCUUCCCAAGAGACAAUGAAUUUCACUAAGAUCCCUUUCACUACUACUACCCAUUCCAUAUCUGUGACAACCUUAUCACCCACAAGCAAGGGAGACACCCGGGCAUCCGUAGAACCAGAGACAACAACAUCAACUAAUACCACAGAUGAAAUCAUGAUAUCAUCUGCAAACAAAAUAACAGAAGAAUGCACGUGUGGUGUGUCUACCUUGGACCCAGAGGAAGACGAUCAUAUCACCACAAGGGUGGUGGGAGGGUUUGUGGCCACCCCCCACUCCCACCCGUGGCAGGUUUUACUCCGCUAUUACCAAGUACCUGUCUGUAGUGCCACCAUCAUCAGUGACCUGUACAUUCUCACUGCCGCACACUGCAUCUUUAUGAUGAAAGACUUCCAAAGAAAGAUAGAAGAGAAAUAUAAGGAAAAAGUACUCAAUGCAAAUGGAAGUGUGGACUUUGGCCAGGUAAGUGUGGCUCUGGGAGUCCACAAUACUGUCAACCUAACAGACACAGAAGUGGUGGGGGUGGAGAGCUUUCUAGUGCACCCCCAGCAUCGGGUGGACGAGGUACACGACACCCAUGACCUGGCUUUGCUGAGGCUCUCACACCGUAUCAACUAUGUGGCACAUAUACAGCCAGUCUGUCUGCCUACCCAAGGUACAAAUCGGGACUACAUAAUGUAAAAGACCUAGUUUUUAGACUUGUGGUU
This is a messenger RNA of Homalodisca vitripennis (glassy-winged sharpshooter), 989 nucleotides long. Its product is annotated as chymotrypsin-like elastase family member 2B. The coding region runs from base 136 to 963 and encodes 275 amino acids. Lineage: Eukaryota; Metazoa; Arthropoda; Insecta; Hemiptera; Cicadellidae. Gene Ontology annotation, biological process: proteolysis. The transcript is spliced from 5 exons. Gene Ontology annotation, molecular function: serine-type endopeptidase activity. The record is from RefSeq and is a predicted model, not a curated record.